GACAGCUCUUCCACCAGUCUUAAUAACAACACUUCUCAACGUUCUGACCUCGUUCUAAACCUCACUUGGCUUGAAUAACUUCUUGCCACUUUGCUUCGCCACCUUCGACCAAGAUGGAUGCUUACUCCAUGUCCGUUGCUAGUGCUUCCCAUAAGAGCACCUCGAGGAUAUAUCAAGAUUUGAAAUCAUCCAGGUUACAUACAGUCUCGAGUUUCGGUUUUGACAAGUUGUCGAGUCGGUUCAGCAUUCUGAACAGUUCUUUCAAGGUACAUAAACCCAGGAAUUCCGUUAAUUCGAGAUAUACUCACGUUGAAGUAGUCUGGCACAAUGGAUUCUACAAAAAGACCCCAUGUUGGCAUUGUGGGAGCAGGCAUGGCGGGUUUGCGGAGCGCCGGCUAUCUACUCGAACUCGGCUUCCAAGUCACCAUUCUGGAGGCAAGAGACCGUCUCGGCGGAAGGAUAUAUCAAGAAAAGCUCCCCAACGGCCAUUUUGUGGACAUGGGAGCGAAUUGGAUUCAUGGAACGAAAGAAAACUCCAUCUUUCAGCUCGCCAAGGAAACAGGCACUAUCACGACGAACUGGGACGGCGACGCAGCAGUGUUUGAUGAACACGGCGAUAUACUUCCAGUGAAGGACAGCGAGAGGUAUUCCACGAUAAUGUGGAAUAUCAUUGCGGAGGCUUUUCAGUACUCGGACAAGCAUAGUGCCGACAUUGACAGCAACCGAUCACUGUUGGAUUUCUUCAAAGAGAAAGUGGCAGAGCAGAUUCCGGAGACAGAAGAGGAUUAUGCAAGGAAAAGGAAGAUUGUGCUCCAGAUGGCAGAAUUAUGGGGCGCAUUCGUGGGCAGUCCUGUUGAGAAACAGAGCCUCAAGUUCUUUUGGCUGGAGGAGUGUCUGGACGGAGAAAACCUCUUUUGCUCCGGCACCUACCGGAAAAUCAUGGAAAAGAUCGUAGCCCCCGUCGUAGACGGCGGUGCCGAUAUCAAACUCCAAACCAGAGUCGCUGAAAUCUUUGGCAAGUCCAGCACAGGCAGCAACACCGUCAAAGUCAAAACAACCGACAACCAAUACUACGAGUUCGACGAACUCGUCCUCACCACCCCUCUAGGCUGGCUCAAGCAAAACCUCCAGGCUUUCCACCCCCCACUCCCUCCCCGCCUAACGACCGCCAUUCAAAGCAUCGGCUACGGUUGUCUCGAAAAAGUCUACAUCUCUUUUCCCAAAGCCUUUUGGCUCGAACCCGACGCCUCCAACAACAACAACAACGACGACAAUAACAACAAGAACAACCGCACAGUCAAAGGUUUCUGCCAAUGGCUCUCGCCCUCCUACGCCUCCGCGACCAAUCCCUCCCGCUGGACCAACGAGAUCGUCGAGCUCGGCUCCAUCGACCCGUCCGUCGCCCACCCGACUCUGCUUUUUUACAUCUACGGCGCCGAGUCCGAGUACGUAACCUCCAAGGUCCGCUCCCUUUCCUCUUCUUCCUCUUCCACUUCCUCCAGUGCCGAGUUCAGUGCCGAUAAGAACGGCUCCAUCCCCUCCGACCAAAACUCGGCGGCUCAACAAUUCCUCUACGACUUCUUCAAACCCUACUACUCCCUCCUUCCCUCCUACAGCCCCACCGACCCCAACUGCCAGCCGAGCGGGUGUCUAGCCACGGACUGGCUGCAUGAUGAUCUGGCGGGUAACGGGAGCUACUGUAAUUUCCAGGUGGGACUGCAGGAAGGGGACAAGGACAUUCUGGCCAUGAGGCAUGGUGUGCCGGAGGAAGGGGUGUGGAUGGCGGGCGAACAUACGGCGACGUUUGUGGCGCUGGGGACGGUGACGGGGGCGUAUUGGAGUGGUGAGGAUGUGGCGAGACGGAUUGCGGAGGGGUAUGGGAGGGGGGUUGCUGCCGGUGCUGGUGCUGGUGCUGGUGCUGGGGAGAGGGAGGCGGCUGUUUGAUUUUGAGAUGAGGAUGAGGGUGUUAGGUGAACGAACGUGUAUGACGGUUUGGAGAUGAGGUUCAGCCGGCAGGAGUUUUGGGAUAUGUUGGUUUGUGGGUACAGAUAGCGGUUCUUAUUU
Neurospora hispaniola is the source of this 2064-nucleotide messenger RNA. RefSeq lists its product as uncharacterized. The coding region runs from base 328 to 1944 and encodes 538 amino acids. The record is from RefSeq and is a predicted model, not a curated record. The transcript is spliced from 2 exons. Gene Ontology annotation, biological process: positive regulation of transcription by RNA polymerase II; negative regulation of transcription by RNA polymerase II. Lineage: Eukaryota; Fungi; Ascomycota; Sordariomycetes; Sordariales; Sordariaceae. Gene Ontology annotation, molecular function: chromatin binding; oxidoreductase activity; transcription factor binding.